This is a messenger RNA of Symbiodinium sp. CCMP2456, 993 nucleotides long. NCBI's taxonomy places the organism in Eukaryota, Dinophyceae, Suessiales, Symbiodiniaceae. The record is from the annotation of a GenBank genome assembly.
AUGGUGAGAGAUGGGUACUCGGCUCGAAGAGACGGCCCACCACGGCCGGGCCGGAAGGACGAGCAGCCGCCGAGCAUUGGUGCGACCCCUGCGCUGGAGGCCUUCCGUGCCGCAGCCCUCGGCCCUGCAGCACAGCCCUCGAGCGGAGAAGAUCGCCGGCUGACCUCCCUGGAGAUGUACACCCAGAAUCAGGUGUCUGAGUUGAUCUACCAGCAGCUCCUGGCCAAGAAGGAGCACAGCGGCAUCGAUGCUUGGUAUCAGGAGUACGUCAGUGAGGCAUGGCAAAAGCGGAACAAUCUCCAGAAGGCGGACAUCGAGAGGCAAGCCAAGUCCUGUGGCGAGAACACGCCCAUGUGGGUGGAGGCACUCUCGGCCGGCAUGGAGCUUGCUGCUGAGGUCUUCGAGGCGGACAAGGCCGAGCAGCUGCGCACCGAGGUGUCCCGAGAUGUGGUGCUGGAGCUCUUGGAGUCGUUAUCUUCCAAGCUCUGCAUCUCCCACUACGCCCGCUGCGGCCUCGGACAGAUUGGCAUCAGAGCGCUAGUUGCUGUGCUGUGGCACUUUGACACCGAUGCAGAGGUGGCUGGCCUUUGUGCUGACUCUUUGCGGUGGGCCAUCGCAGAGAAUGAGCAGAAUCGCAACAUCCUGCUGGAUCUUCGCAUAACAGAGCCUGCCGGAGAGAAAAAGGGAUCCCUGAGCUUCUCGCGAGUGGCCAUGGGCGCAUUCCUGUUCCAAGCUGGUGGGAAGAUGAGAUCCAGGGAGGGCACUACAGCCACCGAGGUGCUGCGGGAUCCUGCCGUGGCGGUGAAACUGGCAGCUUGCCUCCUGGCCGCCGGAGACGCGUGGCUCAAGUUGCCGCAGACUGGGGAGCUCAGCAAGGAGCAGCUAGAGCUCCGAGAGCUCGUGCCGGAAGUGUUGCAGUCCGCUUCGGCGCUCUCCGACACGCUGAAGGGGAACCAGGUUCUGGCGGACUUUCAGCAGCGUCUGAAGCGAUAG